AGACCUUGUGGCCCAAAGUUGGCCCAGAGGGGCAGAAGGGCCCGCCAGGGCCCGGGAAAGGAGGCGCCCAUGGCGCCAUGCGCCUGCUCCGCGCGCGCGGGGUGCAGGGCCUGGCGCUGCUUGGCGGGGUGCUGCUGGGGCUCUAUGUGACCUGGCCUCCUCCUGAUGCGGGCAGGCCCGAGCUGUUGCCUGCGCCGGCUUCGGAACCUUCGACACCUCAGGUUGAGCUCGCGCAGCGAGCUCCCGGCGCGGCCUCGCACGUUCCGGCGAAGGCGAUGACCUCAGCGAGCGUCCGCGUUUCGGCGACGACCUCGGCCACCUCCGCCGCGCGCACGACGCGGCGGAACACCUUCCGGCGCUGCAUACGCACAAAGGAAGGCCGAAGCGGCGGAGAGGUGGAAGAUGCCACCAAGGAGGAGAGCUACGCUGCAUGCCAGAAGCGGUGCCAGUGCCUGGAGGGCUGCGAAUUCUUCACUUUUUGGAAGCCGCCAUCGAUUGGGGUCGAGGCCGUGCUGCUUUGCCAUCGCAUCCGCCGGAAUGGCAACUGCCACGCGCAAUCCGAGAGCUCAACGCCAUUCCGAAAUAACGACGCGGUCUCCGGGCCGGCCUUUUGCGCUGCAAGGCCUGCGGCAGCGGCGGCAGCGGCUCCGGUGGAUCUGCCAAAGGUGAUGGCAGAGAAAGAUGGCCACGUGGGCCCGAAGCUCUACGUCUAUGAGCUGCCGGAGCGCUUUCGCAACUGGGGAGAGGACGCUCGCUGCUGGACGGCCGACUGUGUCUUCGGUGGGCCUCCAGUCAACGUGCAUGGCGUUGACAUUUGGGCUUCCAAUCAGUUUCACAUGCCGCGCAUGAUCUACUACCGGUUUCUGAGAUCCCCGCAGCUGACCAAGAACUUGGAGGAGGCGGAGGUGUUUCUGAUCCCCGCCUACAGCUUCCGCGCCACCGACGAGCUGCCCUGCGCAAAUAGCAGCGACCUCUUCUACACCCUCACGCGCCUCAACCCCCGCCUCAAGGAUCCCAAGUGGGUAGCGAAGAAAGGGCCUCGUCACCUCUUGAUGGAUGCUCGGGGCUGGGAGACCUGCAACUACAUGUGGGAGCUGCAGACGCCGUUUCGCCUGGCGCACCGCAUCAACAUCGAGCUCAACGGCCUGAUGGAGGAUGGGCCGGAGGGCUGGACGUACAACAAGCCCUUCAUCUGGUAUCAGUUCCCCUACCCGGCCGUCUUCCACGGGCCGACUUUGACCCCGGCGCAGCUCCGUGCGGCCCCGCGCGCUGAGCUGCCGGGGAAGCCGGAGCCGGAUCCGUUCCUCUGGUCCUUCAGCGGCACGGGGCGGGGGCAGGCGGGGCACCUGCGGCAGGUGCUCAUCCGGGAGUGCACCACGUGUAACAGGUGUGGGAAGGAGUUGCGGAUCGAAGAGGUCCGGGGCGAUCAGAAGGAGAAUUCGUCGAAGUGGGGCGACUACGCCCGGGUGGCCGCCAAGAAGCUCCAAUCGACCUUCUGUGUGGAGCCUGCGGGGGACUCCAUCACUCGCAAGAGUCUGAUCGACUCCAUCGUGCUGGGUUGCAUCCCGGUGAUUUUUGCCCACCAGGAGCUCGACAUGUUCGAGGCCUUCUUCGAUGCCUCGGACUUCGCGGAGGCCGUGCUCUUCGUGCCCGAGGCGAAGCUUUUGGGGGCGAAGGGGCCGAUCUCCAUCUUCGGCAGCGGGACCUUCGUGAGGACCUCCAAGCUGCCCCAGAGGUUAAAGCAGCUCUACCCCGAGUACAAGGCAUUCUUUGACGCGCUGCGGCCGCCAUCGCCAGUGGAGGUUCGGGAGAAGCUGCUCCAGGAGCUCUUCCCCGAGCCCCAGAGCCUGGUGAGCAUCUUGGACGCCGUGCCGACGGAGGAGGUGCUGCGCAAGAAAAAAGGCCUGGCGAAGAUCGCCCCGCGCCUGGUAAUCGGCCUCGACGACUCCUUCGAGGACGCCGUGCGGCUGCUGCUGCGGCGCAUCGUGGCGGACGACCAGCUGGCGGCAAAGCGCUCCAGGGAGUCCACCCUCGCGUAAAACCGGGGCGACCUACGACCCGCCAGGCUGUGGCCAAUGUGUCUUCGCCGUGUCCCAGCGCACGAGUGCUGGCCUCCGAAUAUGCAAAGAUGGCCGGGGCGCAAGAGCUGCAAUUGCCCACCUCAAGGCGCUCCCCCCUGAGUGUUUGAUUGAGAGGCGCGCGAGGAGA
Effrenium voratum is the source of this 2208-nucleotide messenger RNA. The record is from the annotation of a GenBank genome assembly. NCBI's taxonomy places the organism in Eukaryota, Dinophyceae, Suessiales, Symbiodiniaceae.